ACAAAACACCCAAGAAACAAGUAUCAAGACCGAGUAAUGCGAAAUGCAUGCAAUUUUUUUUUAUUUCCGAGCUAAAUUUGAUCGAAUCGUUAACCGAUUAUUACGAAAAUGUCAUAGUGUUUGUUACAUUAAUUAUUUCGAGUGAUUUAAAUCUUAAAUCAGUCCUGAAUCUCUGGAAUGAUCCAAUUCUCCAUUGCUUUCCAUCACAAAAGAUCAGCUUUAGAUUUCAAACCAUCCUCUUUUGAUUUUUAAUUGACUUACACUCACAAAAAUGGAAAUAGAUCUGGUGCACUACUACUUCAGGGAAAAGCUUUACCAUGAAAUGCUGCGAAGUACUGAAUUGAGUCAAGAAAGCGAUCCAUCAGAUCUCACUUCCAAUCUAUAUAUUGGAGUUGCACACUUUUUAAAUGGGCGAUUAAGUGAAGCUUUAGACCAACUUCAGCCUUUGACAUCAGAACCAAAUAUAGCCCUAGCAGCUCUACUGGCGUCGAUUCAUAUACAUAAACAAUGCAAGAUGCCUGAUAAGGAAGCAAUUUACAAAGCAGAACAAUUACUUAAGGAUGAGAUGAAACUCCCUCAUGAAACUGCAUUACUCAAUGCUGCCGACAUUCUUUUCAUGGUUGGAAAAAUUGAAAAAGCUCGAGACUUCAUUCACAGACUGAUGAAACUGAAUCCAGAAUCAUUAUGCGGUUUGGUUUUAAAAGGUUGGAUAGAACUGACUGAAGGCAAUAAGAAGAUUGCUUUGUCUUGCUUUCGAUCCGCUCUUGCCAAGAACCCUUUUUGUAUGGAUGCCGUGUUUGGUGAGGUAAAAAUUAUUCCACCCUGUGAUGGUCUGUCAAAAGUAAAUCAACUAAUCGUCAGGUAUCCUGAGUUGAGUCCCCCACUGGUCGAGAAAAUGCGCCUUCAUCUCUCUCUGUUUGACUGGCAGUUAACAAUUGAUACUGCGAACAGAAUUCUAACAAUGGAUCCAAAAAAUUUAACUGCCCUCAAGGUCAAAUUACUGUAUCAAACGUGUUUUGAAGGAAACUAUGAGGAAGUUUCAAUUGGCUUGGGCAGCUUUUCUUCAAUUGCGGAGGAACAAGAGCCACAAAACUGGAAACUACUUCAUGAAGCAGCUGUCCUUUUUUCUCGAACCUGUGGACGAGACAGAACUGUCCUCGCUUCAACAGAAUGUCUGCUGCAAAAAGCUUUGUCCAUUUCCUGCAACAAUUUAACUGUGGUCAAUGAGGUGGCUCAUCAGUACUAUUUGUCAAAAAAGUACAAAGAUGCAACGAAAGUUUACCGAAGUGCAUUGAAAAUAAAUGAGUCAUGCUUUACUGCUCUUGCAGGGCUCACCCUCUCAGCCAUAGCUGAGAAUGGAGUCACAUCACAGACAAAACAACAAGUGGAUUUCUUAAUAGAAAUUGCUGAGAAUAAACAUGAUCCUGACUUAUUGAUCAUGCAAGCCAUGUGUCAGCCAACUGAAGCUGCUUCUUUUUGUGAUGAACUUAUUGAUAGAAAGUUCCAGUCCGUUUCUUCCACACCAUUUGGUUGUUCUUACCUAGCAGAGCUGAAUCCAGAUAUCCUCUUUUAUGCAUUGAGCAUUUAUCCAGAUCAGCCUGUUUAUGCCGAACGAAAAAUUGACGUGCUAAGGAAACUAAGCCGUUUGUGCCCCGGUUUGGUGUGUGUAUGGUCACUGCUUGCUGUUAUACAAACGGACAAUGAAUUUUAUGAUGAAGCCAUGAAGACAUUGAAGCAUAUCACUAAUGAGUUGGAUCCAGCAAAUUCAGAAGCAUUUAUACUGAUGGCCAAAAUCCACAAGGAAAAGGGUAACUUCAGUGAAGCAAAUAUCAAUCUGGAACUGGCUUUAAGCUACAAUUUGAAAAUCAGAGAAAAGGCCCUCUUCCAUCUACUCAAUGGGAUCCUACAAAGACAUCGAGGAGAUGUUGAAUCAUCCGUCAACAGUUUGAAAAAUGCAUUAUCCCUUAAUACAGGUGCUGAAAAAUUAAAUGAUCAAGAUUUGGCCAGUCUAUACAUUGAGCUAAGUUCUUGCUAUAAGGAAUUGAACCAGUUCCGUAAUGCGAAAGAGUGCUUGGGUGAAGCCGCAGAAAUAUUCGAAAAAUCCAAGUUUGAACCCCUUUUUAUCAUGAGCAACGCUGACCUUGCCUUGUUGCAAAAUAAUGUUGCCACCGCACUUUCAGUACUGGCAUCCAUCACUGCUGAUCAACCCCACUUCAUAAAUGCUCAGAUGAAAAUGGCUGAAAUUCAUCUCAAAUAUAAUAAAGAUGGUCACAUGUACGCUGAGUGUUACCGUCAGUUAGCUAAACAAGAGGGAACAGCUGAGAGUUUUGUUCGAUUAGCUGAUGCCUACUUAACCAUUCAGGAGCCUGAAAAAGCCGUAGAAAGUUAUGAGAGAGCUGUAAAAUUAAGUGCGGAUCCUGAAUUUGCUCUCAGAUCAGCGCGAGUAUUGGUCAAAACACAUCAGUAUGCUCAGGCUGUCAAACGAUACAGGGAGUCAGGAGAAGUUGGCAGUGUCGAAUUGGGUAUGCUUCUUGUCAAACUCGGUGAACUUCAAGCAGCAGAAAACUGUCUAGCAAACAUUCCUUUGGCCCAAAAAGUAUUUGUACUAGCAGAGAUUGCUGAGAAGAAUGGCGAUCUGUCCAAAGCUUGUAAACUACUCUCUGAAGCCCUUGAGCAAUGCGCUCAGAGUGAUCCAGAGUUGGGAGCAAGAAUUUGUAAACUCUUGGCAGAAUAUAGUGCAAGUUUAAGAGACUUUGAUAAUGCUGUCGUGCAUUAUAAAAGUUGGCUUUCAAUUUCGAGUACUAACUCAACAGUCACGGAGUUAAUCUCAGUUCAAAUUUCGCUAGCCAAACUGUACUUGCAGGUUAAUGAUUGGAAAGCGUGUGAAGAUAUUUGUUCCUCAAUUGUCUCGAAGUAUCCCAACAAUGAACCCGCGCUUUUAAUGAUGGCUGAUCUAGCAUUUCGUAGGUGCGAUUUCUCUACUGCAGAGACCCACUUCAACCAACUCAUUUCUAGGCACCCAACUUACUUUGUACCUAUAGCAAGACUGAUUGAAGUCAAAAGACGUCUCGGUCUCCUUCAUGAAGCUAAACCAAUUUUGGACAAAAUUUCUCCUGUGGCAAGAAAUAAACCUGGGUUUAAUUACUGUUUGGGUUUGUACAAUUGGUAUUCUAAUAAUUACCCAGACGCUAAAAAGUAUUUCAAUCUUGCUCAGUUUGACAGUGAAUGGGGACAACAAGCCCUCCAUAAUAUGGUCGAAAUUUGUCUUAUCCAACCAGACACAGAAACUGCACAGAAAUUACUGUCAGAAAUGAAGCCGAGCAAUCAGGAAGAAGAGUUGAAUUGUAGACUGCUACAAGGAUUUGUUUGGCUAGCAUCAAAGAAUCCUCAAAAAAUUGAUAAAGCCAUGACUGCAUUCACAUUGUUGGUCGAUCAGGAAACAAUGAAAGUUGGAGCUACGCUUGGCUUAUCAAUGGGUUAUAUUCAGAUGAAGCAGUCGUCUCGGGCUAAGAGCGUUCUUAAGAGAAUUGCCAAAGUUCCAUGGCAGUUCGAAGAAGCAGAACAUUUAGAGAAGUGCUGGCUCAUGCUGGCAGAUUUGCAUUUACAGUCUGGUAAGUAUGAGUUGACCUCAGAACUACUAAAAAAAAUCUUGUCACACAACUUAGCUUGCGCUAAAGCGUAUGAAUAUUACGGCCUGAUUAGCGAGAAAGACCAAAAAUAUCUGGAAGCGAGUGCUCAUUAUGCAAAGGCCUGGGAGUUAUCAGGAAAAUCAGAUUUGAAUGUAGGGUCUAAACUUGCCACGAAUUUGCUCAAAGCAAAACAAUAUGCCCAUUCCGUUGACGUGUGCCUUCAUAUUUUGAACAGCAAUUCUGAGUUUCCUCGCCUCAGGAAAGAUGUCCUGGAGAAAGCCAUAGGUCAUUUAAAAACUUGAGAUGAUUGAGAUACCAAAGACUGGAAUAAAGGCACAAGGCCUGUAUUUUUGACAGGCUGUUCGUUUGCGAAGCUGAAUAAUCUGAAUUUAAGCUUAUGUUUAUGACCGCUUCUAUCUCCAUUCAAUCAUUUCUCAAGAAUGGAGUGGCAAAAAAUAGCAGUAUUCUUGUCUGUGAUGUAUUCUUUUCUUUUAUCCAAGAGAUCUCAAAUGAUUUGAAGUUUUUCCUUCAAUUUUGUUUGCAAUUGAUUAGAUGAUAUAUACAGCUUUGUACAUUGAAAUGAGAUAACUAAUGUUCCAGUGUCUACAUAGAUAUAAUUGCUGCACUUUCGGUAAUAUGGCACAGUUUGUUAACUUCAUGAAACACAAAAAUAAAAAUGUACCUAUCCAAUCCUAGGUGAUUUUUGGAAAAAUCACACAGAAGAUUUACAGUUAAGGAAGACUAAAACGUAUGAAUGCAACAAUUGUUUCCCUCAAAGUUGGAUACUUAGAUUGUUGCUGUUUUCUUUGUCAGGUCCCAUUGUACAGAGCUGUCUGUAAAUUACAUUGAGCUCUAGGGAUGAUUCAGGAUUGUGUCAUGUAUAAUAGUCAGAUUAGCUGAAGAUCUCACAGAGUAUUCAAGACCAAUCCACACAGGUCAGUCAUUGCGCAUCUUUUUGAAAGCCACUUCCCCGCCCGGCCGUAACUCGGCUACACUCAAUAGUACGUCACAAUGGGUGCUCCCAUAAGAAAUACAUUGCAAGCACUCAAUAGUACGUCACUGCGCAGUAGAGUACCAAAACUCGUCCACGGGAAUGACUGACCUGUGUGGAUUGGUCUUGAGAAUAUUAAAAGAUGGUGCUUAUCGAGCAAAAGUCUUUAUUUUUUUAAGUUUUUUGCCAUCGGCAAUAUUAUAAAAGUUUGUAGUAGUUUUGAACAUCAUGAAUACUAGUUACUGCUGAGACUGCUUUGGCAGACGCAGACAGACUUAUGCCAUCAUUCAAAUGACCACUGUAAAAAAUGUAGCAUGUUCCAAAUAUAUUUAAGUACACAACAAGGUGUUAGAAUAGUGCUGGAUCCACACUAUCCUGUUCGGAAAGCAAGGCCAAAAAAUUCCCAAGAUUUUAAUUUGAGUCAAACAUUUGAGCUGGACCAGUGCAAGAUUAAGGGGAGUGAGUGUUCAGCUCAGGCAAGUGCAUUGGAAUACUAAGUACUGCAGACUAUAGUGUGGACCCAGCACUAUUAUAACACCUUGUCACUUACAGUUUGGGCCACAUUUUUAGUGCUUCUUACUUUUGAGAACAUAUAUAUAUCAAAAUAUAAGUAUAUUUUAAUAUACUUUAAAGUCUGAAACUAAAGGGUUGAAUAAAAGUAAAGUGCAGCGCAGUAAAUAAUGGCAACACUGUAGGCCCAGCACCUGGGGGUUGUCCAGUGCACUCACACUCAGUCUUCAAUACACAGUUAUGACACCUUGAAA
This is a messenger RNA of Bemisia tabaci, 5384 nucleotides long. Its product is annotated as tetratricopeptide repeat protein 21B. Gene Ontology annotation, cellular component: intraciliary transport particle A. Gene Ontology annotation, molecular function: protein binding. Gene Ontology annotation, biological process: intraciliary retrograde transport; protein localization to cilium. NCBI's taxonomy places the organism in Eukaryota, Metazoa, Arthropoda, Insecta, Hemiptera, Aleyrodidae. The record is from RefSeq and is a predicted model, not a curated record.